Molecule: messenger RNA, 1395 nt
Organism: Aspergillus fischeri NRRL 181
Lineage: Eukaryota; Fungi; Ascomycota; Eurotiomycetes; Eurotiales; Aspergillaceae
Exons: 1
Coding region: 1-1395 (464 amino acids)
Source: RefSeq, a predicted model, not a curated record
AUGCGAGUCGACGCCAUAUUCGUGCCCUCCUUUCUGGUUACCCUCUUGGGGUGUGCCACCGCGCUGGCUAGUACAGGCCCCGACAUUGAUCCACCACAAUUUGACUCAGACCCCAUCAUCCGCGAUUUCUGUAUCAUCGGAGGUGGCUCAUCCGGCACUUACACCGCCAUCAAACUACGCCAAACGGGCCACAGCGUCGCUUUAGUUGAGAAGGAGCCGCUACUUGGCGGCCACACCAACACUUAUCACGACCCGAUCAGCGGUAAAUACAUAGACUAUGGUGUUAUUGUCUACGAGGAUAUCCCCGAGGUUAGGGAUUACUUCGCCCACUUCAACAUUCCCACCGCCAUUGAGGUAUUCUCAGGACUCACUGAGAGUGUGCUGGUCGACCUGCAUACUGGUGUGAGUGUGUCCUCGCCGCCAGGUAAUAAGACUGAGGCGAUGAUGCGAUAUAAGGAGCAGCUGGCUAAGUAUCCUUAUCUCUCUGACGGUUGGGAUCUUCCAGACCCAGUGCCAGGCGACCUGUUGCUUCCAUUCGGGGAUUUUAUUGAAAAAUACGACCUUGGGCCAGCAGUGGAGACCCUUACAGGAUUCUUCCAAGGUGUGGGUGACUGGUUAUCCUAUCCAACAGUCUACAUUAUGAAGUCUUUUACCCCUGCGGUGGCAAACGGCAUUGAGAAUGGGUACCUGGUCACAACAGAGCAUAAUAAUGGAGCAUUAUACCAAGCAGCGCGUGAGGAAUUAGGAGAUGAUGCCCUAUUGAGCAGCAGGAUAGUGGCUAUGAGUCGGUCUUCGAAUGAUCUACAUCAGAUUCUAGUUCAAACCCCCAAUGGCCUCAGACUUAUCCGCGCAAAGAAGACAAUCAUCACCGUCCCACCGAUUGUGAAAAUUUUGGAGAACUUCGACCUGGAUGAUCAUGAGAGAGCUAUCUUUGGCCAGUUCAAUUAUAGUCACCAUUACACCACGCUGACCAAGAUUACCGGUCUUCCCGCUGGAAAGCAAAUACUUAACCGCGGCGAAGAUACACUGCAUAAUCUCCCCCAUCUUCCUGGCAUAUACGCUAUCACACCAACUGUUAUGCCAGAGUUUUAUGCUCUUAACUACGGGGGUUGGGAGGGUAUGAGAGAAGAUGAGGUGAGAAAUAGAAUUAGAGAUGAUGUCCUGAAACUACGAGUCGCAGGGUAUAACAUCUCUGAGCCUGAAAUAUUGGCGUUCAAUAAUCACUGUCCAUUUGAGCUGUUUGUUUCAGGUGAGCAGAUUGCAAAUGGUUUCUAUAGGGAUUUGUAUGCCUUGCAGGGACACCGGAAUACAUACUAUGCUGGUGCUGCAUUUCAUACACAUGACUCUUCAGCGCUGUGGAAGUUUGUGUGGGAUAUGUUGAGAAAUAUUGCUUAA